AUGCCUGAAACCUUCAGGGUCUAUCCCAAAGACGGCGGUGCAGCUGCAGGCAUGCAGUGGGUAGCGAAGAGGUGGCAGGGCACGCGCAGGCUGUACCUGCACGCGCCGCCAAAGAAUGGGUUAGCAACCGCGAUGGCAGCCAUGCAGGGGUCGGUCCCGGCUGCGCUGACCUACCUGGAUCUGGCAUGGGGCAGGCACGACGAUGCGCCCACGCUGUGCAUGCUGCUGACGUGGAUGGCGGCUCGCGCGGAGCGGCUGCAGACGCUCAGCCUGCAAGCCUACACCAUCCACUGCCUGCCGCCCAUGCUGAACCUCAAACACCUUGUGGUGAGCCUGUCAGGUUUGUUCAUGGCGGGGCUGGCGCAGUCGCUGCCGCUGCUGCGGUCGCUGGAGACCCUGGACCUCACGGCCAUCGGCUGCACGGUGCCGGCGCUCGAUUUCGCCCCCCUGCGCCGCCUGAAGAAGCUUGCACUCUUCGGCACGGCGCCUGAGAGCCUGCAGCUGCCACCUGGCUGCGAGGUGUACGUGGAGGUGUACUGCGAGGAGACGGCGCGGCGGCCGGUGUGGGACACAAUACUGCCAUCGCUGGUGUCGUUCACGUGGCACCAGGAGGACUUCUUCCUGCAGGACAUCGAGGGGCUGCCCAACUUCCUGCUCGGCCCGCGCUGCCCGCCCACUGUGCGCCUGUGCCUCGGCGACAUCUGCUACCCCGCAGCGCCCCUCGUGCUGCUGGGCGGGCUGGCGACGGCGCGGCAGCUAUGCAUUACGGGGGAGGACGUAAACGUGCACAUGCCGGCGCGGCCGAGCUGGGGCCACAUCCACCUGUGCGCGCGCGGCGCCCUUAACCUCACCUUUGAUGACGUGGACGGCCUGGCCGCACGCAUGCCGGCCGCGCUGUUCCAGUGGUGGACUGCGCACGGCGUCGGCGUGCUCAACCUCUACAAGGCCUUCCAGUCCGCGCGCGCCGACUGGUGGUAUGACGUGGACGGGGCGAUAGCCUCGAUGUGGAACUCGCAGCGUCAUCAGGAGGGGUUGGACCUGUCGGAGGUGUGUUUCUGCGGAGCAUGCACCCCAUGCCUUCGCGGAGAGGAGUACCAGCGCCACUUGUGCCUGCUCAACCACUACCGCCGCUCAGACCACUCCUGA
Messenger RNA from Coccomyxa subellipsoidea C-169, 1146 nucleotides. RefSeq lists its product as hypothetical. NCBI's taxonomy places the organism in Eukaryota, Viridiplantae, Chlorophyta, Trebouxiophyceae, Coccomyxaceae. The transcript has 6 exons. The coding region runs from base 1 to 1146 and encodes 381 amino acids. The record is from RefSeq and is a predicted model, not a curated record.